UCCCCUGUCAGUCAUUGGCUCCCUGCGGUUUCCUUGGGGACGUGGCGCCGCCGCCGGCGCAGGCCUCCUUCCGGCUGGGCUGGAGACCGUGGGCAUUCGCCCGGGACCGCGCGGAGAGGUGCUGAGGAGCGGCGGGCCCCUGGACCCGUGAGUGCUGCAGGCUUAGGAGAUGCCUGGGACAAGGAGACCGCCUUCUCAGGGCAAAAGGAAAAGGAGGUGACAGGCGUUGGGACCACUGAGGGGAACCCAUGGCGAGAAUCAGUUUUUCCUACCUCUGCCCAGCCUCCUGGUACUUUACUGUGCCCACAGUGAGCCCAUUUUCCCGUCAGCGGGUGGCAUUCCUAGGACUCUUCUUCAUAUCCUGUCUCCUUCUACUUAUGUUAAUCAUGGACUUUCGACAUUCGGGUGCUUCAUUACCACGAGAUAGGCAAUAUGAAAGGUAUUUGGCUCGAGUAGGGGAGCUUGAAGCUACUGAUACUGAAGACCCAAAUCUAAAUUAUGGACUUGUUGUGGACUGUGGCAGCAGUGGCUCCCGGAUUUUUGUUUAUUUUUGGCCAAGACAUAAUGGGAACCCCCAUGAUUUGCUGGACAUUAAACAGAUGAGAGACCGCAACAGCCAACCGGUGGUUAAAAAAAUCAAGCCAGGAAUCUCUGCAAUGGCAGACACUCCUGAACAUGCCAGUGAUUACCUUCGUCCUCUGCUGAGCUUUGCUGCUGCUCAUGUGCCUGUGAAGAAGCACAAGGAGACCCCCCUCUACAUUCUGUGCACCGCGGGCAUGAGGCUUCUUCCUGAGAGGAAGCAGUUGGCUAUCCUGGCUGACCUAGUGAAAGAUUUACCACUGGAGUUUGACUUCCUCUUUUCACAGUCUCAGGCAGAAGUGAUCUCUGGGAAGCAAGAAGGGGUUUAUGCAUGGAUUGGAAUCAACUUUGUUUUGGGAAGAUUCGACCAUGUGGAUGAAUCAGAUGCUGAAGCCCCGCAGGAAUUGGCAGCAGGACGCAGAAGGACAGUAGGAAUACUGGAUAUGGGAGGAGCCUCUCUCCAAAUUGCUUAUGAAGUUCCUACCUCAACCUCAGUCCUUCCUCCAAAACAGGAAGAGGCUGCGAAGAUCCUGCUGGCUGAAUUCAACCUGGGCUGUGAUGUGCAUCACACUGAACAUGUAUAUAGGGUUUACGUAACCACCUUUUUGGGUUUUGGGGGCAACUUUGCCCGACAGCGCUAUGAAGACCUUGUGCUGAAUGAAACUCUUAACAAAAACAAGUUGUUGGGCCAGAAGACAGGUCUGAGCCCUGACAGUCCAUUUCUGGAUCCUUGCCUGCCCGUGGGACUCACAGAUGUGGUGGAGAGGAACAGCCAGGUCCUGCAUGUCCGAGGAAAAGGAGACUGGUCGACUUGUGGGGCAAUGCUGAGCCCCCUGCUGGCUCUCUCUAACACCAGCCAGGCCUCCCUGAAUGGCAUCUACCAGUCACCAAUUGACUUCAACAACAGCGAGUUCUACGGUUUCUCUGAGUUUUUUUACUGCACGGAGGAUGUGUUGCGCAUCGGUGGCCGCUACCAUGGGCCAACAUUUGCCAAGGCUGCUCAGGACUACUGUGGCAUGGCUUGGUCAGUACUAACUCAGAGAUUCAAGAAUGGCCUUUAUUCAUCACAUGCAGAUGAGCAUCGACUCAAAUAUCAGUGUUUUAAAUCGGCUUGGAUGUACCAAGUCCUUCAUGAAGGAUUCCACUUUCCCUAUGACUACCCAAACCUGCGGACAGCCCAGCUGGUAUAUGACCGGGAGGUUCAGUGGACGCUGGGAGCCAUUCUGUAUAAAACACGAUUCCUACCACUCAGGGAUCUACGGCAGGAAGGUGUCCGACAGGCCCAUAGUAGCUGGUUCCGUCUCUCCUUUGUCUACAACCACUAUCUCUUCUUCGCCUGUAUCCUGGUGGUGCUAUUGGCCAUCAUCCUGUACCUUCUGCGGCUACGCCGAAUUCACCACCGACAGACUCGAGCCUCAGCUCCACUGAACUUGCUGUGGAUUGAAGAGGUGGUGCCCAUGAUUGGGGUACAGGUGGGGCCUUGAGGCUGAGCAAGGACUGUGGAAGCUCAAGUACUCCAGAGUUGCUGCUCAUUGAAUUCCACCACUUUCUUGUAAUGGCUUCGGAUGCUGCUUUGCCUGACCUGGUGGAUAUUUUGGCAUUGGAAUUUCCACUUUAAUUCCUCUCAAUCUCCAGGUCCUCUUAUCUGAGAGAAGCUGUAACUUAGUCUGUGAAGAACUAAGUAAUGAGAGAUUGGUGCUAACAAAGGUGACAGCCUUAGUCCAACUGAAGCACGCUUCUCCUUUAUCUGAGAGAUCUGGUGUGUUCCAGGGCUCUAGACUUUUCUCCCCUUGCAAAAGCAUGAAGUUUGGCAUUGGGCCCCCUGGACGCUGAGGUGAAACCAGGCUUGGAGCGUCUGAUACAAAGCCGAAGACAUUCUAGCAAGUGCAGCAGCCCCUUCUUUCUCUGUAACAGAGAGAUCAUUUAUGUGGAGAUCCACAACCCUUAAUAGGGGUCCAAGAUAAUUUGCAGUUCAGUGGAACAGAUAUGAAUUUCCAGGCAACCAAAAUAACACUUCUUUGUUUCUUUGACAAAGAAGCCAUUGAGUGUGGACCAAGGUCUCUGACAGUGUUGCUGAUGUUAGUAUGUGAUUUUAAAAGGUUAGCACCCCUUCUAAAUGAAUGGAUCAUCAAAGAUUUUGACUAAGUCUUAUCUGAUGUCUUGUAUGACCAGGACAGAAAAAUUUUCCAUGUCUAUGUGCCUCAGAGGCUGUUUGGGCAUUAAUUUUUCUUUUUGAGUCUUAAAUAUGCUUGUAGGAUGGAGAAACUGUGAUGGGUAUUGGAGACCUGGGUUUGGUUUCAGGUCACUGUCCUAUAGGCCUAUUUAAAAAAAAAUUUUUUUUUUUUUUACUGAUUUUAUUGGGCUGACAUUGGUUAAUAAAAUUAUUUAGGUUUCAGGUGUACAAUUCUGUAAUACAUCAGCUGUAUAGUUUGUUCACCACCCCAAGUCUCCAGGCCUAUUUUUAUGAGCCCGUAUACAGGAAGAUUCAAAAGAGUUCCUUUAUUUCACUGCUAAGAUCACUAAAAGCAAUAGUUUGGGAAGGGAUAUAUUUGGGUUGUUUUUAUAGAAGGAAAGAACAAUAUCAGGAUAGUGGGCAAAGGCAAUAAAAUCCAAGCUCUUAUUUAUUCAUAUUUUUCUGAGAAAUCAAAAUUUUCUCAAUUUGACUCUGAGAAUGUCUGAAAAGAAGCAAAUUCUAAACUUUGGAAUAAAUAGAUAAAUCUGUUAUUAAGCCACAUGGAAACUUUCAGAACCUUUGUUAAAAGAUUGCUCAGUCACAAACAGCAUUUCCAUUAAUGAGGAGAGGGGAAAAGCCGUAAUUAUUGCAUUUUCAUCCGUGACCUCCAGGAGCUUUGCUCCUCCUGGCCUUUACGUUGCGGGAAGAGCCGUUCAUGAACGUCCACCUUCUCUCACGGUGCGUUCUUUACACUCCAUCCUUUCCUAUGUGUAGCCUUGAAUGUUCUGCCCAAGAAUGUGCUCCCAGGGUUGAAGUAGCUUUCUUUUCUUUUCUUUUUUUGUCACCUUGAUUUCUAAAACUAGGUAACCAGGGGAAAUGGACCUUGACUUCCAAGGGGAAAAAAGUGAAAAAGAUUUUUUAUUUUUUUCUCCCUUUAAUCCUCACCCAAGGAUAUACUUUUAUUGAUUCUUAGAGAGAACAGGAGAGACAGAGAGAAACAUCAGUGUGAGAGACAUUGAUCAGCUGCCUUCUGCAUGGGCAGUUCUAGCUGUUUAGUAUGGGCUCUGACUGGAAAUCGAACUUGCACCUCACCCCCACCCCCAGUGCACAGACAAUACUCCAAGCAACUGAGCCGCCUGGCCAGGGCAGAAGUGAAAUUCUUAAAAUGUAAAUUUCAUACUGGAAGCAGAAGGGAAUUAAAUGCUUCAUAAAACAGAAAAAUCAAGGUAAAAAGAUGACAAGUCUUGAACGGUUUUCAAAUUAGAUAAUAAUGGAUCUGGCCAAGUAUCUUAUAGUUUCCUUUGGAAAUAGAUUUUUAGGACUUAUAUCACAGUAAUUUCCAUUAAUUUCUAAGACUUAUAAAUUACCUUGAUUUUCUUUGACUUAUCUUUCUGUCACUGUAAGCCCUCGCCUUAUGAAUGCUUAUAAUGUCAAAAUGUUUUUCUUAGCCCUUGCCUACUCAGGUAACUCUUUUCCUCUCACCUUGGUUUCCAAAUACUGUUUGCAUUUUUCUUGUAGAUCUAGUCAGUGAUCUAGUCAAAAGCUACCUAAUAGGCUAACGGUGAUCCCUCUCGUGUCUCAAAAUGAAGUUCAAGCAGGGAGAAGGUGGUGAUUAGUCCCGAUUGAAAGAUUUUAUGAAGUUAUUCUUCCUGGUUAUAAUAAUAAUAGCUACCAUUUGUUAAGCCCUUAAUGUGUACCAGACAUUCUGUUCAGAUUUUUAUAUAUAUUAUUCAAUCAUAUGGCAUUCUUUCAGAUUGAUAUUACCAUGUUUUUUUUUACAGUUCAGAAACUCAGGAUACUUAUGUUUAUAAUUUUUUGACUGUAAAUGUAUUUCAUAUUCUUAAUUUAUUUUAAUUAGUCUUUAAUUAGUGUGCUAUCUCCUGUACAUUAUUUUAAUAUUACAAUCUCGGCUUGUCUUUAUUGCCGUGAGUAAAACGUGUCAGAGUUCCAUAGUAUAAAAUGAAGGACACAUUUUUAUCACGCCCUUCAGAAAAACUGAAUAGAUGCUCUUAGUACUGUUUCCUGUACUUCUCCCAUUGCUCCCAAUUAAUGAUCUUAAAAUACAUUUCAUUAGCUAGAAACAGGAGCCAUUUAUUUCUUGCAGAGGGGCAACUAUAUAUAUUGCUUUCUUUUCAUGAAAUAUUUUUGCUUAUUGAGUCAGACAGUCUGUCUUACUUUUUAGCUGUUUCUAAAGAUUUUUAAAAGGUUUCUUUUUGCAUUUUUGCCUUUUGAGUAGUUCUGUGAAUAUAAUUAUGGUUUCAUAAAAGUCACAUUCCAGUAGUUCCUUUGAAUCCUACAGACUAGUGUUUCCGAUAAUAGCAACAAUGAGCCUGAACUGUUUUAGUACUUUUAUCAUCACUGGGAGAGGUCACAAAUGUCAGAACCAGAGUCAGUGCUUAAAGGGGUGAUGUUUUAUGGCACACCCCAUCCCUCUUCUCUGAAUUCUUAUCAAUACAGCAUAAGGAAAAUAUGAGUAACAUCCAUUUAUAUGGCAUUAUAUUCACUUAAGUUGCAGUUAAUUCUAAGGGAAAUUAUACCAUGUUUCUCUUUGUAUCUUAGUUCCUUGAAUUGAUUUUCCGUGGUCAAGGAAAUUUUAAUCAGUUUCCACUAUUUUUAUUUAUUCUUCUGAUGUCAUCCAAAAUAUUUUGACUGUUCCCUCCUCAGUCUAAGAGCUUCCUAAAUAGAAGCUCCCCGCACCCCCCCGACCCCAGCCCUAUUCUUAUAGUUUUGUGUUUUGCUUUUUGUCAGGAGUGGGUGGUAUGAUUUUGGGGAAAGAACAUCAGACUUCAUGAACAGCAGACUUGGAUUCUAGUCCUGGCUUUGUCAUUAACUAGCUCUGUUACUCCAGGCAAGUCACUUGCCCUUUCUGGUUCAUUUCUCAUCUGUAAAACAGGAUGGCUAGACAAGAUGAUAUGAGGUUAGUCCCAAAGGGAGAACCAUAAGACAUUAAAUGCAGGUGAGAAGGUAGAAAAGUAGUAUGGUUUCAGGAAGAGGAUUUUGGUCUUUGGUUUUGAAGACUAAAAGAGCCAGUGGCCAUCUACUUUAUCCAUUCCCCCUGACAUUCCCUGGUGCGAAUGGAGUAUCCAACAGCUAUCAUUAUACAUCCAUUUCAGGGCAUGAGAUUUUAAAGGGAUUUUAGAGGUCUUCUGGUCAACCCCCUUGAUUUUAUAGAUGAUGAAAUUGAAUCCCAGAGCAGUAGUAAUAGGUGCUAUUACUACUAUAGCAGUAGUGACAGCUGCCAUGAGAUGCUCAGAAUCUUCCUGCAAGAUUGUGUAUUUCAAUAGAGUCUAUUCUUUAUAAUAUUAGCUGACUGCAACUAUUACUAUAAACAUGCCCCAUCUUUGUAACUGCUUCUGAUCUUCACUUGUGAUCACUUUGCUCAUAUUUAGGAAUAAAAUAUGAAAUACUUUGCUAGGGACAGUACCAGGUUUUCACUACAUCUACUCUAGCUUCUGUAUUUAAUACUUUAAAAUUUUAGAUAUUUUUUAAACAAUUUGCUUAAUUUUGUACAGUUUUCCUUUUUUUCUUAUUCCUCAUCUGAGGAGAUUUUCCAUUGAUUUUUAGAGAGAGUGGGAGGGAGAGAGAGAGUGGGAGGGAGAGAGAGAGAAACAUCGAUGUGAGCCAUAAAUUGGUUUGCCUCCUACACAAGUCCCAACCAGGGCCAGGGAUCAAGACUGCAACCGAGGUACAAGCCCUUGACUGGAAUGGAACCCAUGGGCAGACACCCUAUCCACUGAGCCAAACCAGCUAGGACUUGUGCACUUUUCUUAAGCAUAGCAUCCAAGCAAGUCAUGUGACGGUUACAAUCUAAAUUAUUUAAGGUAUAAAUGCCUAUUAGAUCUACCUCACUAAGGAACUUGGUUGUAUUUCUUGGGCAGUUUCCAGAUCCCUUACAGAAACAGAGUGCUGUUUCUCUUUGCUAUCUUUAAACUUCUUUUCAAUAAGGUAGAGGUAGCAGUGGAUGUUUCAUAUUCUCCCAACGUAGUUUCUGUGUCAGAGUCCUGCCACUAGGGCCAUAUGUUCGCCAAACCUGUGAGGAUUUUGUUGGUGUUAUAAAAAGUAUUUGUUAAAAAAUAAGGCCUUUUUAAAAUAUCCUAAUAGACCUCCCUUGUAUUAUUAAUCAAGUUUUCCUUUGUUCUAAUAUUUAUUAUUUCUCAGUACUUUUAUUGGAAGGACAGAGGAGAAAUGUAUCUGUUGACCAUUUUGUAUCUCUGGAGUCUGAGCAAUAGAAAUCCUUUUAUUUGUAAAAAUGAAUUAUUACUCAUACUAUAAGGGCUUUCUACUUUUAAAAUGUAUUCAAUCAU
This is a messenger RNA of Myotis myotis, 7056 nucleotides long. It is a transcript of the gene ENTPD7, whose product is annotated as ectonucleoside triphosphate diphosphohydrolase 7. The record is from RefSeq and is a predicted model, not a curated record. Gene Ontology annotation, cellular component: membrane. Gene Ontology annotation, biological process: nucleoside diphosphate catabolic process. The transcript has 13 exons. The coding region runs from base 249 to 2063 and encodes 604 amino acids. Gene Ontology annotation, molecular function: nucleoside diphosphate phosphatase activity. Lineage: Eukaryota; Metazoa; Chordata; Mammalia; Chiroptera; Vespertilionidae.